This is a messenger RNA of Daphnia carinata, 408 nucleotides long. RefSeq lists its product as uncharacterized. The record is from RefSeq and is a predicted model, not a curated record. Gene Ontology annotation, biological process: mitochondrial respiratory chain complex IV assembly; mitochondrial respiratory chain complex I assembly. The transcript has a single exon. Gene Ontology annotation, cellular component: mitochondrial inner membrane. Bases 1 to 408 code for a protein of 135 amino acids. Lineage: Eukaryota; Metazoa; Arthropoda; Branchiopoda; Diplostraca; Daphniidae.
AUGGUAACAAACAAAACACUUGCCAAAGUAGCAGUGGCAGGAGGAUUUUUGGCCCUGGGUUCUGCUAGCUACUUCCGCUGGAAAAUUGAAACGUCCAUCAAGCAAUCGGCUUACUUUAAAUUGGCCAUCGAAAGGCUUCUCGCCAGCAAAACUGCAGUUGACGUCUUGGGCGAACCUGUCCUAAUCGGUAGCAUAGAUCUAGGUGAUACGAAAAGAAAUUUCUGUGACGGCCUUGAGGCGCGAUUUCAAGUCUCAGUCAGAGGGCCCAAAAGUACAGGAAUCAUGGCGUUUGAGGCCUCGAGAAAUCCAUCCAGUCAGCCAGAAUGGAGAAUAAACUUGGUCGAGCUCAUGGACAAGGAGGCCACGAGGAAACUCGUCAUUGAGAGCCCCACCUUAGUGGUCGAUUGA